This is a messenger RNA of Sphaeroforma arctica JP610, 992 nucleotides long. RefSeq lists its product as hypothetical. The record is from RefSeq and is a predicted model, not a curated record. Lineage: Eukaryota; Ichthyosporea; Ichthyophonida. Gene Ontology annotation, biological process: lipid biosynthetic process. The transcript has 2 exons. Bases 72 to 905 code for a protein of 277 amino acids.
CCAAAAACGUGUAAUAAAUAUGAACAACAUUGUAGGUCCCAACAAGCUCUCACUAGGUGACUCUAAAUAACAUGGUCCAAUUCGAGUCGAAGUGGCUGAAAUGCCGUAGCACCCCAGAUGUGACUGUGAAUCCCUCUGCACGAAUAUUUUGCUUCCCGUGGGCAGGCGGCAAUGCAUCUCCGUAUGUAUCCUGGGGUAAUGAUGAUACGCUGAAGGCUACAGGUAUUGAGGUGUGGACCGUCGAAUACCCUGCGCGACUCACACGAAUCCGAGAGGAAAUGUGUGAAACUAUGGAGGAACUCGUAGAUAGCAUCGUGCAGAGCAUACAUGCGCUAUUAGAUGCUAGCUCCUACACUCCCAUUAUGUUCUAUGGCCAUUCUAUGGGCGGCACAGUAAGCUAUGAAGUGGCUCUACAACUCCGACAAGUGCCGCACGUAUUGUUUUUGGCAGCAGCAGCCAGUCCAAUUAUAAGUCCGGAGCAUAUCCAGGGAUACGUACCUUGGAAAAAUAUGUCUCAUGAUGAUGCAAUUGACCGACUUAGACGAUUGGGAGGAACCCCUGAAGAGGUUCUAUCAAAUACAGAGUUAAUGGAGGUCAUGCUACCAGCCAUCAGGGCAGAUUUUGAUUUGCUAAACUACUAUAGAUUAGCUAUGAGCCAGAAAGAGAAUAUCAGGCAGGUGAAAUCGCCGUGCAAAGGUGUCUUACUAUGUGGCACCAACGAUAAGGUGGUACCCAUGGAGAAGAUAAAGGGCUGGCACGGGUUGUUCAACCCCAAGCUAUCAGAUUCAGAAGCUGAAUCUGUGAAACAGCCGCUAGACACUCAUAUAAUAGAAGGAAGCCAUUUUUUUAUUACAAAGGUACCAGCCCGGAUGACAGUUAUGAAGAUACUUGUAGAAUAUCUAUGAUGCGAUAAAAGUUAAGAAGUCCCUAAUCAGUUUCUCGUAACUUAUGCGGAGUACAACUUGCGUAAUAAAUAUAUAAACGGUCAGUUG